AUGGUGGUCCGGCGGCGGCGCCCCUCUGAAAGGCGGAGAGGACGCGAAUCCCGGGCGGCGUCAGGCUCCAGCAGCGAUCGAACCCACCAGCUCCGCCCGCGGGGACUUCCGGGUCGCCACCCGCUUCCGGUCGCGCGGCCGCUCUCGCGAGAGGUGGUUGCCGUGGCGACCCGCGCCGCGCCCGCGUUUGUGAGUCAGCGGUGGCCGCGGGGGGCGGGGGCGGCGGCGGGCGCACCCAUGGGACUGUGCAAAAGCAAAGCCAAGCCCCGGAGAGGUGAGGAGCGGAAGAGGGCCCCCGCCCCCACUGUCCCGAAGUGCGAGGAGCGGCCGACCGAGGAGCCCGCUGACUGCCCGCACCCGGGGGCGGAGACUGCCGGGCCUCGAUGUUUUCUUCUUCUAGAGAAACCUGAUGCACAGCAAAAGUCAAGCAAGAAAAGUGUUCCAGAGAUCAUCAUCACUCAAGCCUCAAAUGAGACUCUUGUCACCUACAGUUCCACCGGAAGUAAAGAGCAGAGAACGAUUCGGGAACAGGCUGAGUGGGGCCCCUACCAUCGGCACAGGAAACCCAGUACAGUAGACGCCUAUAGUUUGGAUAUCAAAGAAUCAACAAGUGCCCCCGAGUAGCUGUCAUCAUUCACUGUGACAUGAGUCUCAGCCAUGAUGGCAGGAGGGCUUCCGUGCCCCAUGGAAAGCUGCAGGUGCCUCUUCUUCGGUGCAUAAGCUUCUGCCCCAGUGACCACCCUGGUCUUACCUUCCCCAGAGCCGCUGGCAGCUUGGUGGAAAGCAAGAGUGACUGGCUCAGAGAGUGAAGUCUAGUGUAAGCACCCCUGCUGGAACUGGCUGGCUGUGCAGAGUGGUGGGCAGAUAGCAGGUGGCAUCUUACACUCUGACUCAUGAUGGGCAGUUAAAAUCCUUUCCAUUCACUUCUGAAUGAGUACAGUCUAAGUACUUGGAAGUGAUAGAGAGUGAGAUGUCCCCCAAACUUAGGGAAAAGUUCAGAUUCUGUGGGGUAAACUUUUAAGGUGUAAUGUUCCAGAAGGGAGAGGUGCAAAGUCAUCUAACAGGGGCCCAAGGGCUCGUAGCUUGACUAUAAUCUAACCUAGUGUAUUAAAAGGCCUAGAAGAAGAAUGUGGAAUGUGUCCUGGUGGGGAUGGGGCUGCCAUGGCACUUACACUUUGAAAGUGGUCUUGUCAACACUGCCUUGUCCUUCGGUCUCAUAAACAAGGGUUCCAGAUAGUGAAGGGCCACUUGGGGGACCUGAGCACAAUGCUCUUGGACAACUUCUCAGCUGACUUCACCCUCACCAGCAACCCUUUGGGCAGGAUCCAGUGUUGCCAUUUGGUUUCAUGCAGUUAGUCUAGUGACAGCAUAUUGGUUUUGUUAGUUUCUAGACUGGCUCUGAGAUGUUCUGGCCUUGGUGGGCUGACUACCAGUGGCAUGUCCACCAGGAUCAUGGACACAACCUUCUCAAGUGCUGGGGUGAAGGGGCCUGCUUCCUGUCACAUAUGUAUAGUUUCUAAUACAUACAUAUACACA
Galeopterus variegatus (Sunda flying lemur) is the source of this 1536-nucleotide messenger RNA. RefSeq names its product spermatogenesis associated 33 (gene SPATA33). NCBI's taxonomy places the organism in Eukaryota, Metazoa, Chordata, Mammalia, Dermoptera, Cynocephalidae. Gene Ontology annotation, cellular component: cytoplasm; nucleus. The transcript has 3 exons. The coding region runs from base 1 to 624 and encodes 207 amino acids. The record is from RefSeq and is a predicted model, not a curated record.